CGGCCCGUUUACAAACCCACGCCCGGCGACGAAGACUUCGAAGCUCGAGCCGUUCCCCGUUCCCACCACCGCCCCUCCGCCCGGCUCUUCCAUGGACGGCCUCCAGCGCCGGCCCGCGGCGGCGGCCGCCGCGAGCGCGAGGGGCGAGGGGCAGCCUCCGGGCGGGCAGCGCGUCAUCCACUGCGACGUCGAGCCGGCGCCGCGGGCGUGGCCCGGGAUGCAGAUGCUGGCCCUCGCCGCCGUCCUCGUGCUCGGGGGCCUCCAGUUCCUGCCGGCUACCCACUUCCGCCACCCCGCCGACCCCUCCCGCACCUGGGUCCCCUUCGACUCCUCGCGCCACCCCCAGGAUCUGUCCCAUGAGGUUGAAACUGUAGAUGUAUACUCUUCGAUAAGCUGUCUGGAUCUUCGUACUCUUGCUGUGCUGACAAACUCCACCCUGUCCAGCUCAAGUGAUCCGCAUCAUGUAUCCUUCAAUUUCGUGAUACCUGAAGGAGGCAAUGAUCAAGUGCCCUACUACAAGAUAAAAGCAGUGCUACCUGAUUCAAAUAUUACUGUUACUAGCCAGAAGCGAAUCAAGGAUAAGCUAAAUCUUGCCACUCCAGAAGGAAACUUUUUUGCGUUAUUCCCCAAUGAACUGUCACCAAUCGUUAUUGCAAGGGCUCUCUCACGAACGAGAUAUGUUUAUAUCUCAGCAGACUCAAUGAUAAAGGGAAAAAUUGAAGACCUUGUUCGCAUUGAUUUGGGCAGUUAUGCCGUGGGUGCUUCUGAAGAUUGUAGCUCGCGCCUUGGAGAUUACAUCAGUAUGGAUGUUCUGAAUGCUGUCCAAAGAACAGCUCCAAGAGGUUUGCUACAUCAUACUGAAACUUUUGACAAGGACACGUGCCUACUUGAUUUUGAUGUGCUUCUGGUGGAGCCACGUAAUAUAAAGAGGAAUCUGAUUGACUCUGUCGCCUUUUGGACCAAGGCUGUCAACCUAGCUAAUCAAAGGGACAGUGUUAUGUUGGCAAUGACUCUGGCCUUCUAUGACGAUUAUCUAAAGCUCCCUACCAACUGGAAGCGCGCAGAUGCUAACACAGACAUUCUAUACUAUGACGGACCCAAGAAUGUUUGCGCUGAAGAUGGCCUCCAGCACCAAGAAAAAGGAUCCGGCGAGAUCUGGCAGCACUACCUUGGUCCGAAGUCCGACUCGGUGUUGAGCACCUGAAAGGCGGCAUUUCAUCCUAUGUUCUCCAUCAGUGGAAGACCAGCAUUUGAGAUAGGGCGUUGAACCUUUCAGCUGUAGCACAAGAUAUAAGAGGACGCGGGUUACCUAUUAACGUAUCACACAUAGCAGUGAAAGAUAGCAUGCUUUUUUGUUACCAUUACCAAAGGAUCACCAAAAUGUUGUACUCAGUAAACUGAUUUCGUUGAGGCAAGUCAAACCCAUGUCGUGUUUGUACAACAAUGUUUUAGAAGCAUCUAAGCAUAUCUUUUGUCUGCA
Messenger RNA from Aegilops tauschii subsp. strangulata, 1480 nucleotides. RefSeq lists its product as uncharacterized. The record is from RefSeq and is a predicted model, not a curated record. Lineage: Eukaryota; Viridiplantae; Streptophyta; Magnoliopsida; Poales; Poaceae. Gene Ontology annotation, cellular component: Golgi apparatus.